Molecule: messenger RNA, 1394 nt
Organism: Exophiala oligosperma
Lineage: Eukaryota; Fungi; Ascomycota; Eurotiomycetes; Chaetothyriales; Herpotrichiellaceae
Product: TIGR01456 family HAD hydrolase
Exons: 2
Coding region: 31-1305 (424 amino acids)
Biological process (GO): glycerophospholipid biosynthetic process
Cellular component (GO): mitochondrion
Source: RefSeq, a predicted model, not a curated record
CUUGAAACCUGCUGGCGCAUCUGGCCGGCGAUGAGCAUGGCAAGUCGGAGAGUGGUCUACAACAGUAGGCCUUUCGUAUCCUGGCCAUGGUCUCAGUCGGCCCGGCAGCCAACCUUUUGUUGUUCUCUGCGGCUUCAGAGUCGACGUUCAUUCCAGACGGAGUCUAAAUCCAGGUCUAAUGUCCCCGACUUUGCCUUUGCAUUUGAUAUAGACGGUGUUCUUAUCCGUAGCGCCAGACCCAUCACGCACGCCUCCACGACCCUUCAAUACCUUCAGAAGCACUCGAUCCCUUUUAUCCUCCUCACCAACGGCGGCGGUAAACAUGAAUCUGAACGGGUGGCCGACCUUUCGUCCCGACUGUCCCUCUCGCUCUCCACGUCCAUGUUCAUCCAGUCGCACACGCCGUUUGCGGAAUUGACCCACGGCCAGGACAGUCUGCGCGACAAAUGUAUCCUGGUCAUGGGCGGAGAGGGACCUCGGUGCCGCGACGUCGCCGAGGCGUACGGCUUCACCAACGUCGUGACUCCCGGGGACAUAUACGCCGCGUACCCGGAGAUAUGGCCCUUUAGUGCCCCUUUCAAGGACCACUACUACAACAAAUUCGCACGGCCGUUGCCCAAACCGAUCAACCCGGAGGACCCCGAAGGAAGUCUCAAGAUCGACGCGGUUUUUGUGUACAAUGACCCCCGCGACUGGGGCUUGGACGCGCAGAUUCUCAUGGACGUCAUGCUCUCGUCUCGCGGCAUCGUGGGCACGUACUCCGCCAAAAACGGCGACACCUCUCUACCCAACAGCGGGUAUCUACAAGACGGCCAGCCGAGGCUCUACUUUUCGAACCCGGACCUCCUCUGGGCGGCGGACUACCCUCUGUCGCGCCUGGGACAGGGCGGGUUCCGUGCCGCGGUCGAUGGGUUGUGGAGGGCCCUCACGAAGAGCAAACACCACCCCACCCCGAAGCUGUACAAGAAGGUGUUGGGCAAACCGUUCCGGGAGACGUACGAGUACGCGGAGAAACAGCUACUCCGCCACCGCGACGCCAUCUUCAAAGGUCAUAACCAACAAGUUGUCCCGCCGUUGAAGAGGGUGUACAUGGUCGGGGACAACCCGGAGAGCGACAUCCGCGGCGCAAACAGUUUCGAGUCUCCUCGCGGAGUGGAAUGGAUCAGUCUCUUGACCCGGACGGGCGUGUACAAGGACCGCGAUGGACAACGACCUACGUGGGAACCCAGGGCGAUAGUGGAUGAUGUCAAGGCCGCUGUACAGUAUGCUCUCGAGGAUAGUAAAUGGCCUGAACAUUUAGACUGAGUAGAUACCUACCCCCUUAGAGUAUCAAAUAGAGUCGGUAUUACAGUAGUAGACUUGACUGAAUCGAUGAACACCCCCCCAAAUAUAAA